AUAUCAACAUAAUAUUGUAAUGUCUAUUAUUGUUGAAUGAUUUGCAAAUUGUGAUUUUUAGUUUCAGUCGCCAGAAGUCCUCUUCGGAGCGUAGUACGGUUUUUGGCGCAAGACCGAAAACCUCAGAUACUAGUUUCAAGACUUCUAACAACCGAACAGUAUAACCAUGAACCGGCCUAUUUGGACAUUACCUUUAAGCAAGCACACGAUAAAUAAACUAGACAAACUUGGAUAUAAGUGUUGUGAAGAUUUGAUUGAUUCGCUUGACGAUCCUGAAAAGAAAUCAAAACUCUUACGAAAACAUAUGGAAUCAGAAUCUGAAAUUCGUGAUAUGUUAAAAACUCCCAAAUACAAGACUGCUGCAGAAUUAGAUAUUGGACGUGAUAGUAUUGCUACAUUUUGUAAGUCUAUUGACGAACUUUUAAGUGGCGGUGUUCAAGUUGGACAGAUAACAGAAUUGUCUGGAGCUCCAGGCUCGGGUAAAAGUCAGUUAAGCAUGCAACUCUGCGUAUCCGUUCAAAUACCAGUAUGUUUUGAAGGACUACAAGCCGAAGCAAUUUAUGUCGAUACCAAUUCAAAUUUUUCCGAACUCCGGUUAACAGAAAUGAUCGACGCUUUCCUCGGCCAUGUGUCUAAAGUAUUAUCGGAACCCAUUGAUUUCAAAGGAGCAGCCAAUAGCGAGUUGCUAAAGAGUCUGACCACCGCUAGCAUGCUGAGUAAAAUACACAGGGUUCAAAUGAAUGACCUAAACCAGCUGUACGCUUUGUAUACGACUCUCGAACGUCAUCCAAACGUGAAAUUAAUCGUGGUGGACAGUUUCGUCAUGCCGCUGUACCAGGUGGAAAAUUCGCUGAGAAAGAAUACGUUAGUCCACAGCGCUCUCGAUCUAUUGCAAACUAUCGCUUGCGAACACGAUCUGGCUGUGGUACUAACUAACGAUUUGACGACCGCGGUCACCGAAAAUGGCGCAGAUGUUUUUCCGGCGUUAGGUGAAUCAUUUGGUCAUCGCGUUCAAUAUAGACUUCUGCUGAGUAAAAUUCCCAAUCAAUCUAAUGAGUACAUUGCACUGCUGAAGAAAAGUGUCGAACACGGUCGUUCCGCUGCUCGAUUUACUAUUUCAUCGGAUGGAGUGCGUGAUGUGCCUACGGAACAGCCGCUGCAAUAGACAAAGGAAUGAUCGGAAAUAAAAAAUAAAAGUUAUUCCAUAUAUUAUUGUAUACAGUGCAAAA
Molecule: messenger RNA, 1229 nt
Organism: Melanaphis sacchari
Lineage: Eukaryota; Metazoa; Arthropoda; Insecta; Hemiptera; Aphididae
Product: DNA repair protein RAD51 homolog 3-like
Exons: 9
Coding region: 167-1165 (332 amino acids)
Biological process (GO): reciprocal meiotic recombination; meiotic DNA recombinase assembly; DNA repair
Cellular component (GO): Rad51B-Rad51C-Rad51D-XRCC2 complex; Rad51C-XRCC3 complex; replication fork
Molecular function (GO): ATP-dependent DNA damage sensor activity; crossover junction DNA endonuclease activity; four-way junction DNA binding
Source: RefSeq, a predicted model, not a curated record